GAGACACUGCUGCUCCCUCAUCUCCUCUCUGGUCCAUCUGAGGGGCUCUAACAGCCCAGCAGGAGAUACCAAAUCUGGGCAGGAGCCUUACCACCUCCCCCUUUCUGUCUGCUGGAUCCCCUGGGCCAGGCACUGCGUGCUUAGGGCGUGUGCGUUUGCACGUGUGUGUGAGAGAGGAGCCAAGUCGGUCACACAGACAGCAGGAAAACGAGCCGAGACAGCAUCCAUCUACCAUCUACCACAUCAGAACGAGAGGAGAGCGGGAGGAAGGAAGAAUAGACUGAUUGCUGGUGCUGCAGACGGAGGCAUGGAGGAGAGGUGUGUGUCAGCCAUGUGUGUGUGGAGCUGAGGCGUCAGUCACGGGCUCUGGCGGACGGACAGUCGGAGGGAAGGAGGACUGGAAUGUGGAUGUUGCCUGCCUGUCAGAGGGAAACGAUGCUGUGAGCUGGGGCUUAGCAGGCAGAUCUCUGUGUCUCUGUGUCUCUUUCUCUCCUCCCUGCACACAGAGGAAAGAAACAUUAGCUGCUAGCUCCAUCUCUCCGCUGCUCUGCUCAGCUGACGCUCUAUCUCUCUCUCCCUCUCCUCUCGCAUCCCUUCAUCUCUCUGCUCCAACCACAGUCUCCCUGGAAAUUAUCUCACACUGGAUGUUGCAGUCAGACACUGCUCUGCUCGCUGAAUAGCAUCGGCUUUCACUAGGAAUUUACUAAUCAGAGCAAUGAGUCUGGUCCUGUGGAGAGCCAGUGGAUUUCACAGUGAUUCCCGUCCACCACUCGGAUAUACAGAGUUGGAGUUUUGACACAAGCUCAUCUACGCAGGCCUGUCAGAGUUGUGUCCUCCCGGGGGUUGACGCUCCCUCCACCAUCCCUCCUCCUCCUCCCCCUCCUCCACCAACACCACGGCUGGCUCCUUUCCCGCUGGCUCCUCCACCGCUGGCUCCUCAGUCCGAGCAGGACUGCUCCACUACAUCUUUAAUAGACAUCUCUCAAAGCAUUGCCUUCCAUGGUUUCUGCCCUGCUCCAGACCCUAUCAUCUUACAUCGUGAAGAUUUGCAAAGGAAUGUUUACAAAGAAAUUGGCGAAUCCCACAAAGAAGAAAGAGAGUAGCGACAAUAAAGAGCCCAAAUUGACCACCACUGAUUUGCGUGAGCAAGGUAACCUGACGCCGACACUCUCUACCACUCUGAAAACCACAGUGAAAAAUAUCAGCAAAUGCUCUUCAGCGCGUAACAUCUCUCUUGAAUUAGACGACGGAAAAAACGACUGCUCAUCUCUCUCACCGACUUUCAGUUACCGUGUAGCGAUAGCGAAUGGACUCCCGAAAAACACUCUUCUGCUGAACAAUAAUGAGAGUAUCUUCCAGGAGAUCCUCUCCAUCAAUAGCGAAUACUCUGACUCCCUGAGCGAGGCCAAACCUGUGCUUAGAUUCGAUGAGCAGAAAUCUCACACCAUGCCAGUGAGACGGAAUAGGAAGAGCCUCAUUAGUCUGGCGCCCUCCGAUGGCAGCUCAGAGGGUGAGAGGGUGGAGCGCUCAAGUCUGCACACUCUCCGACUUGGCGCGCUACGCAAGCUGAGGAAAUGGAAAAAGAGUCAGGAGUGCGUGUCUUCGGACUCCGAGGUGAGCAACUGGAGGAAGACCCUGGGUAUCCGGAGCAAGUCCCUGGACCGGGCUGGGAGGCAGCAGAAAUCGACCUCUGCCUUAGAAGCCGGCUCCAGCUCUACAGGCUGCAUCAACCAAACCCAGGAUGUGAUGGAGAUGAUCUUUAAGGAGCUGCAGGGCAUCAGCCAGAUUGAGACAGAGCUUUCAGAGCUCAGGGGACACGUCAAUGCCCUGAAGAACUCCAUCGACGAGAUCUCCUCCAGCGUGGAGGUGGUGCAGACCGAGAUCGAACAACUGCGUACUGGCUUUGUCCAGUCCCGGAGAGAGACGCGAGACAUCCACGACUACAUCAAGCAGGUCAGCCACCAGGCCAACAAGGCCAGCCUGAGGUUCAUAAACGUCCCUGAGGAGAAGCUGGAGAAAACUGAGAGUCUCAUCUAUCACAUUCUAAAGGACAAAAUGGGAUUUGCUGAAGCACAUAAAACACUUAAAAUAGAGCUAGCCCAUCGGUUAGGGCAACAAAGAGAAUGUUCCAAUGCAAAACCUAGGCCUAUUAUUGUAAUAUUCUCAACCCCCUCAGAUAGAGAUUUAGUUUUGAAAAAAUGCUACAAACUGAAGGGGACUGGUAUAUCUGUAUCCACUGAUAGCUUAACGACUCAUGAUGUGAAGGAAAAGAAAGAUAAAGGAGAAAUGUCCUCUUCUCAAACCUACGAGAGCAUGGACAUUAAGGCCUCAGCCAAGGACAAAGCUGAGAGUGAUGACUGGGACUCUAUGGACAGUGACAAGGAGCUAGACGAACUAAACAGGAACAAAUAUGCAAUGGUGGUGUCUAAGCCCGUUCACAAACAUAAAGCAGAUAAAAAGAGGCACGGUCACCAUGAGCACGGUAGCCGGUCUGCGGAUGAGGCAGGCUACUCUGCCUCAGUUCACUACGCUGAUGACUCCUAUGAUGAGUCUGACAAAGCCUCCAAGCCCUACUAUGGUGACCUCACCCCCGGCUGGCUUUCUCAGAGCGACUACUCCACCCCCAAGCUCAGCCGCUCCGAGUCUGACUGCUCCAAGCUCUGCCAGUCCUACUCUGAAGACUUCUCAGAGAGCCAGUACUUCAGCCGGCCCAAUGGCAGCUCUCUACUAUCCUCCUCAGACCAGGAGCUGUGGCAGAGGAAGCAGGAGGACAUGGCGUCAUCAUGGUAUGCCAGCCAGACUCUCAGCCAGGAGAACCCUCCGUACACCGAACCAAACGAGGCCGAGACCACAGAGACCAUUGACAGUGGGGUGAGCAAUGGGCUGGUCUGCAUGUCUGGGGAUAGGAGCCAUUACAGCGGCUCACAGCUGUCUCUGCAGGGAGACCUCUCCCCAUGGAAGGACUGGCCUCACCUGGAGCAGGGAGCAGACUCCGGGCUGGACGCUUCCACAGAGCAGAACCUGGUGUCUGAGGUCAGCAGCCCCUUUGACCCAGCUGCCAUCCCUGGCUUCCCUGAGAACAUCACCAAAUGUCAGGAGGUGGACCUGGCAUUUGAAGGGGAGGAGACUUUCAUGUUGGAUAUGGUGGAAAGCACCCUCUUGGACACUGCCCCACUGGAGAUCACCCAACUAGAGAGUGCCCGGCUGGGUAGUGCUCCCCCCACUACUCUUUAUACAGCCCCUAUCGUAGCGAAAGAAACUGUUGUAACACCACCUGUCCAUAAGCCUACAGCUAAAGAGACUGCGAAAACACUUCCUAAAGAAACUCCUAAAGCAGCUCCUAAAGCUAAAACACCUCCUAAAGAGUUAGCUAAAACUGUUCCUAAAGAGAUUGCUAAGACUAUUCCUAAAGAGUUAGCUAAAACUGUUCCUAAAGAGAUUGCAAAGACUAUUCCUAAAGAGGUUGCUAAAACAAUUCCUAAAGAGGUUGCUAAAAUUAUUCCUAAAGAGGUUGCUAAAACCAUUCCUAAAGAGGUUGCUAAAACUAUUCCUAAAGAGGUUUCUAACACUAUUUAUAAAGUGACUUCUAAACCGGUAAAAGAGGUUGCUAAAUCAAUUGCUGAAGAAGCUGCUAAAACUAUUAAACUAAGAGAAACAGCUAAAAUUAUUCCUAAAGAGAAUGUUAAAACACCUCCUAAAGAAAUUGUUAAAGCUAUUCAUACAGAGGCUCCUAAAACACCUCUGAAAGACACUCCCAAAACAAGCCCAAAAGAAACUCCCAAAACAAGUCCGAAAGACACUCCCAAAACAAGUCCAAAAGAGGCUGUGAAAAUACUUCCCAAAGACACUCCUAAAACAAGUCCAAAAGAGGCUGUGAAAAUACUUCCCAAAGACACUCCUAAAACAAGUCCAAAAGAGGCUGUGAAAACACCUCCCAAAGACACUUCUAAAACGUGUACAAAAGAGACACCUAAAAUGGUCCCUAAAGGGGCAUCUAACACACUUCCUAAAAUGGCAGCUAAAGAAGCCCCUGAACUAUCCACCCAAACAUUCCCUGAGCUUGAUGUCAAACACAGCUUCCAACCGAGCCAGACCAAAUCAUCCACCAUGUACCGUAGCCAGAGCGAGAUCCGGUCCGAGAAAGUUGUAGAGGAGGUGCCCAAGUCCUGGAGCAGCCGCCUCAGCAUCGAUCUCACCGACAAAGCUCCAUCCUUCAGCUUUGGGUUCGGCUCCACCUUGAAGAAGGCAAAAUCAGCCCUGGAGGUGGUGUGGAAGUCAGGCCCUCCACCUAGUGCCGCUCCCCCAGAGCCACCCCCAGACUCAGGCUCCUUCAUGGGCCGGUUCUGCACACUGUCCACCUCCACGGCCAACGACUCCAGCACCACCAUCGACUCAGACGUCUACACCGAUUCCUUCGUCUACAAGGCUGAAGAUGAAGAUGAGGCUACCGCUGGUGACCAGCUGGUGGACAACGAGACUGCCUAUGUCGGGGUGAUGGAGCAGGUCCUGGCCAACCUGGAGAACCGGUCCAAUGCCAACGACACAGAAGAGACAGAGGAGUUUGAGGAGCCCAUACUGGAUUAUGAUCCUGAUGCCUCUCAGGAUUAUGUCUCUGAGGACUAUGAGGCUACCACCCAGGAUUACGAGGACUCUGAUGAAGUUGAGGCCACCCAGGAGGCUGCAGUCGUUCUGGAGUAUGACUGUAGUCUGGACGAGCAUUACGACGAAGAGUACAGUGAGGAUUACGUUGAUGAUGCCAUGACGGGGGACACGGCAGAGGACACAGCAGAGUAUGAGGCCAUGGUGGAGUAUGUCGAGGUGGAGGAGCCUGACGAGGAGGAAGAAGAGGAGGAGGAGGAGGAGGAGGAAGAGGAGUUAAUGGAGGACAUGGAAGAGGGGGAUGAGAUGGAGGAGGCCUCCGAAGCGUCUGUGUCGGAGAGGACGGAAAACCUAGAGGAUGAGAACAAAAACAUUCCGGAGAAGGACGAGAUGCCUGCAGAGGCUCCACCCAAAAAGCGAAUCCGUCCCACAUUUAAGGAGGCUGCGCUGAGGGCCUACAGGAAGCAGAUGGAUGAGCUGCAGCAGCAGAUCCUGGCUGGAGAAAAACCUCCACCACACAACAAGCCUCUCAAUGUGCUGGAUCCCAAAGUACUGGGCCUACAGGCUGUCGGAGGAGCUGGCUGCAUUCUUUAUGGCAUUGACAGCAUGCCAGAUUUACGCCGCAAGAGGACCUUACCUAUUGUCCGAGACCUGGCUAUGACUCUCGCUGCUCGAAAGGCAGGCAUCUCGUUCGCCCUGGUGACUAGAUCGACCCUGAACAACGAGGACCUGAAACUGCACGUGUUUAGGAAGACGUUGCAGGCGUUGAUCUAUCCCAUCUCGUCUACGACGCCUCAUAACUUUGAGGUGUGGACGGCUACCGCCCCAACCUACUGCCACGAGUGUGAGGGCCUGCUGUGGGGCAUCGCCAGGCAGGGUAUGCGCUGCUCUGAGUGUGGUGUCAAAUGCCACGAGAAGUGUCAGGAUCUACUCAACGCCGACUGUCUGCAGAGGGCGGUUGAGAAGAGUUCUAAGCAUGGCGCUGAGGACAAGACCCUGAACAUCAUCAUGGCCAUGAAGGAGAGGAUGAAGAUCAGGGAGAAGAACCGUCCUGAGGUGUUUGAGGUCAUCCAGGAGAUGUUUGGGAUCUCUAAAGAAGACUUCACUGGACACCUGAAGACUGCCAAGCAAGCAGUGCUGGAGGGAACAUCCAAGUGGUCCGCCAAGAUCAACAUCACAGUGAUGUGUGCCCAGGGUCUGCAGGCCAAGGAUAAGACAGGUUCCAGUGACCCCUAUGUGACUGUCCAGGUAGGGAAGACCAAACGGCGUACCAAGACCAUCUUUGGGAACCUCAACCCUGUCUGGGACGAGAAGUUCUUCUUUGAGUGUCACAACGCUACAGACCGGAUCAAGGUGCGUGUGUGGGAUGAGGAUGAUGACAUCAAGUCUCGCAUGAAACAACACUUCAAACGAGAGUCAGACGACUUCCUGGGUCAGACCAUCAUCGAGGUCCGCAUGCUCAGCGGGGAGAUGGAUGUGUGGUACAACCUAGAUAAGAGAACUGAUAAGUCGAUGGUGUCGGGAGCCAUCAGAUUGAAGCUCAACGUGGAGAUGAAGGGAGAGGAGAAAGUAGCUCCGCCCCACGGCCAGUACACCUGUUUACAUGAGAACCUGUUCCACCACCUGACGGAGGUAAAGAACAGUGGAGCGGUGAAGAUCCCAGAGGUGAAAGGAGAGGAGGCGUGGAAGGUCUACUAUGACGACGUGUCCCAGGAGAUAGUGGACGAGUUCGCCAUGAGAUACGGAGUAGAGUCCAUCUACCAGGCCAUGACGCAUUUCUCCUGUCUGUCCUCUAAGUACAUGUGUCCGGGGGUCCCAGCGGUGAUGAGUAACCUGCUAGCCAACAUCAACGCCUACUUUGCCCACACCACCACCGUCUCAACCAACAUCUCUGCCUCCGACCGCUUCGCUGCAUCCAACUUUGGGAGAGAAAAAUUUGUCAAACUUCUAGAUCAGCUGCACAACUCUCUGAGGAUUGAUCUAUCCAAGUACCGGGAUAAUUUCCCAGCUGGUAACCCAGAGCGUCUCCAGGACCUGAAGUCUACUGUGGACCUUCUCACCAGCAUCACCUUCUUCAGGAUGAAGGUUCAGGAGCUACAGAGUCCUCCCAGAGCCAGUAUGGUGGUGAAGGACUGUGUCAGGGCCUGUCUAGACUCAACAUACAAAUACAUCUUUGACAACUGUCAUGAACUCUACAACCAGCUACUAGACCAGGCCCGUAAACAGAAUCUUCCCCGGGAGGAGCAGGGUCCGUCUAUAAAGAACCUGGACUUCUGGCCCAAGCUCAUCACUCUCAUGGUGUCUGUGAUCGAUGAGGACCGCACCGCCUACACCCCUGUCAUCAACCAAUUUCCCCAAGAGCUGAAUAUGGGGAAGGUCAGCGCUGAGUUCAUAUGGAACCUGUUUGCCCUGGACAUGAAAUACGCCAUGGAAGAGCACGAUAAGCACCGUCUAUGCAAGAGCACAGAAUACAUGAACCUUCACUUUAAAGUCAAGUGGUUCCACAACGAGUACGUCCGUGAACUGGCUGCCUUCAAGGACACACCCCCUGAGUAUUCUCUGUGGUUCGAGCCGUUUGUCAUUCAGUGGCUGUCUGAGAAUGAGGAUGUUGCCAUGGACUUCCUACACGGAGCUCUGGGGAGCGACAAGAAGCUUGGUUUCCAGCCAACGUCAGAACAUGUCCUGUUCUCCUGUUCGGUGGUGGAUGUGUUCACUCAGCUCAACCAGAGUUUUGAGAUCAUUAAGAAGCUGGAGUGCCCCAACCCACAGGCCCUGGCUCACUUCAUGUGCCGCUUUGCUAAGACCAUCAACAAGGUUCUGUUGCAGUAUGCUGCAAUCAUAACCAAGGAUUUUGGCUUGUAUCUGAACCAGGAGAAAGUGCCCUGCAUCCUCAUCAACAACAUCCAGCAGCUCAGAGUUCAGCUGGAGAAGAUGUUUGAGUCCAUGGGAGGCAAGCAGGAGGAGGGGGCUGUGUCCUUUUGCAAGCUGGAUGCUGAGGCCAGUGAACUACUGAAAGAACUGCAGAACAAACUCAACACCGUGCUGGAUGAGCUCAGUGCAGUCUUCGGCUCCAGUUUCAAACCGGUGAUUGAGGACUGUGUAAAGCAGAUGAACCAGGAAUUAGUCCAGAUGAAGGGGAGUGCUGCAGGGAAGAGCAACGCUGCCAUGGAUGCUGAGACUGUCCUCAGACCACUCAUGGACCUCCUGGAUAAAAAUUUGAUUUUAUUUGCAAAGAUCUGUGAGAAGACGGUGUUGAAACGAGUCCUGAAGGAACUGUGGAAGAUCGUCAUCAUCACUAUUGAGAGAAUGAUAGUCUUACCACCUCUCAAUGACCAGAAUCAAGGAGCACAGAUGAUUUUCAGUGCUGCCAAGGACCUGGGACAGCUAUCCAAACUCAAGGACCAUGUGAUCAGAGAGGAAGCCCGUAGCCUGACACCAAGACAGUGUGCAGCCAUGGACCUUGUCCUUCCCACCAUCAAGCAAUAUUUCCACGCCGGAGGAAACGGUCUGAAGAAGACGUUCCUUGAGAAGAGCCCUGACCUCAAGUCCCUCAAAUACGCUCUGAGCCUUUACACACAGCCUACUGAUGCCUUGAUCAAGAAGUAUAUAUGCACCCAAACCUCUCAAGGUCAGUCUACCGACAGCUCCGUGGGGGAGGUGUCCAUGCAAGUGGAUCUUAUCUCUCACCCUGGCACCGGAGAACACAAAGUCAACGUGAAGGUGGUGGGGGUCAACAACCUAAGCUGGCAGACCAAUGCCAUGUUCCGACCGUUCGUGGAGGUGAAUGCGGUUGGGCCGCACCUCACCGACAAGAAACGCAAGUUCACCACCAAGACCAAGAACAACAAUUGGUCACCAAAGUACAAUGAAACAUUCCAAUAUGUUCUGAGCAAUGAGUACGGUCCAGAGUGCUACGAGCUGCACGUCUCAGUGAAGGACUACUGCUUCGCCAGAGAGGACCGUAUCAUCGGCAUGGCGGUGCUCCAGCUCAGAGACCUGGCCGACCAGGGGAGCUGCUGUGCCUGCUACCCCCUGGUGAAGAGCAUCUCCAUGGACGACACCGGACUCACCAUCAUGAGGAUACUCUCUCAAAGGACCAAUGACGAAGUGGCCAAAGAGUUUUGUCGUCUGAAAACCGACGUACGCUCUUCAGAGGAGGUGGCCUCCUAGUAUGGAGAUGUGAGGGAGGAAGGGAUGGAAUGAAUGGAUGACUGCAUGGAAGGGAUGAGAGGAGGUGGCCUCCUAGUAUGGAGAUGUGAGGGAGGAACAGAUGGAAUGAAUGGAUGAUUGGUAUGACUGCAUGGAAGGGAAGAGAGGAGGUGGCCUCCUAGUAUGGAGAUGUGAGUGAGGAAGGGAUGGAAUGAAUGGAUGACUGCAUGGAAGGGAAGAGAGGAGGUGGCCUCCUAGUAUGGAGAUGUGAGUGAGGAAGGGAUGGAAUGAAUGGAUGACUGCAUGGAAGGGAAGAGAGGAGGUGGCCUCCUAGUAUGGAGAUGUGAGGGAGGAAGGGAUGGAAUGAAUGGAUGACUGCAUGGAAGGGAAGAGAGGACGUGGCCUCCUAGUAUGGAGAUGUGAGGGAGGAAGGGAUGGAAUGAAUGGAUGACUGCAUGGAAGGGAAGAGAGGAGGUGGCCUCCUAGUAUGGAGAUGUGAGGGAGGAAGGGAUGGAAUGAAUGGAUGACUGCAUGGAAGGGAAGAGAGGAGGUGGCCUCCUAGUAUGGAGAUGUGAGGGAGGAAGGGAUGGAAUGAAUGGAUGACUGCAUGGAAGGGAAGAGAGGAGGUGGCCUCCUAGUAUGGAGAUGUGAGGGAGGAAUGGAUGGAAUGAAUGGAUGACUGCAUGGAAGGGAAGAGAGGACGUGGCCUCCUAGUAUGGAAAUGUGAGGGAGGAAGGGAUGGAAUAAAUGGAUGACUGCAUGGAAGGGAAGAGAGGAGGUGGCCUCCUAGUAUGGAGAUGUGAGGGAGGAAGGGAUGGAAUGAAUGGAUGAUUGGUAUGACUGCAUGGAAGGGAAGAGAGGAGGUGGCCUAGUAUGGAGAUGUGAGGGAGGAAGGGAUGGAAUGAAUGGAUGACUGCAUGGAAGGGAAGAGAGGAGAGGAAGAGUGGGAGGGAGGCACGGGGAAGGAAGGGAUGGAAUGAAUGGAUGACUGCAUGGAAGGGAAGAGAGGAGGGGAAGAGUGGGAGGGAGGCACGGGGAAGGAAGGGAUGGAAUGAAUGGAUGACUGCAUGGAAGGGAAGAGAGGAGGGGAAGAGUGGGAGGGAGGCACGGGGAAGGAAGGGAUGGAAUGAAUGGAUGACUGCAUGGAAGGGAAGAGAGGAGGGGAAGAGUGGGAGGGAGGCACGGGGAAGGAAGGGAUGGAAUGAAUGGAUGACUGCAUGGAAGGGAAGAGAGGAGGGGAAGAGUGGGAGGGAGGAAGGGAUGGAAUGAAUGGAU
Oncorhynchus gorbuscha (pink salmon) is the source of this 10023-nucleotide messenger RNA. It is a transcript of the gene unc13c, whose product is annotated as protein unc-13 homolog C. The transcript has 34 exons. The record is from RefSeq and is a predicted model, not a curated record. NCBI's taxonomy places the organism in Eukaryota, Metazoa, Chordata, Actinopteri, Salmoniformes, Salmonidae. Gene Ontology annotation, cellular component: neuromuscular junction; plasma membrane; presynaptic membrane. Bases 1000 to 8769 code for a protein of 2589 amino acids. Gene Ontology annotation, molecular function: syntaxin-1 binding; calcium ion binding; phospholipid binding. Gene Ontology annotation, biological process: synaptic vesicle priming; dense core granule priming; presynaptic dense core vesicle exocytosis.